AUCCAUAAUAAGAAGCAUUGCAAACCAGUUCAAAUCUUCUUUGAUAUUUGGUUCUUCUUUUCCAAACAUCUUGCUUUGUGCGCACAACACUUUAAGCCAACUUUCACCAUGUCGAAGGCCAACUUCCUUUCUCAUAGCCCGGUGCUUUCAAAGCCGAUCCAAAUCAGCGCAUCGCCAUGGGCAAAUUUCGACAAGCUAUGGACCACACUUAUGGGAUACCCAGCGAAAGACUUCAAAUUCGUGGCGGGAGAAACUCCUUUGUCAACUUUCACUGAAACGACUGCAAUCAUAGUGACAUAUCUUGCAGUCAUCUUUGGCGGGAGAGAAAUCAUGCGCAGCCGAGAGCCACUCAAGCUGAACGGUCUGUUCAAGGCUCACAACUUUAUGUUGACGGCUAUCAGCGGUGCAUUGCUGGUACUUUUCGCGGAACAGCUUAUUCCUACACUCUGGGCCGGUGGCCUAUACGAGAAUAUCUGCGGUGCUAGCGGAUGGACUCAACCCUUAGUAGUCUUAUACUAUUUGAACUACUUGACAAAAUAUGUGGAAUUGAUUGAUACUGUCUUUCUGAUGGUGAAAAAGAAGCCCCUCACGUUCCUUCAUUGUUACCAUCACCCAGCCACAGCAUUGCUUUGCUACACCCAACUCAUUGGGAGUACCUCAGUAUCGUGGGUUCCAAUUACAUUGAACUUGACAGUGCAUGUUGUCAUGUAUUGGUAUUACUUUCAGAGCGCUCGCGGUAUUAAAGUUUCUUGGAAAGAGUGGAUUACCAGACUACAAAUCUUCCAAUUUGUUAUUGACUUGGGUUUCGUUUAUUUCGCCUCUUGGGAUUACUUCACUAGCACUUACGCCCCAUAUCUCCCACACGUAGGCACCUGCGCGGGUCACCCAGCUGCCGCCGUCGCCGGAGUUGUUAUCCUGAGUUCCUACUUGGUGCUCUUCAUCUCGUUCUAUAUUGCCACCUACAGGAAGAGGUCUACUCGCCGUACGGCUGCGAAGAUUGCUGGACAAGCUGAACGGAAGAUGGAAAAGACGGAAGUACCAAUGAUGAAAGAGACAGCGGAAAAGGCUACGCAAGCGGUAAAAGCUGCUAACGAGGGGAUGCAUAACAUUAGCUCUAGGAGGCCAUUUGUAUGA
Lachnellula hyalina is the source of this 1134-nucleotide messenger RNA. RefSeq names its product Elongation of fatty acids protein. Gene Ontology annotation, molecular function: fatty acid elongase activity. Gene Ontology annotation, biological process: fatty acid elongation, monounsaturated fatty acid; sphingolipid biosynthetic process; fatty acid elongation, saturated fatty acid. The record is from RefSeq and is a predicted model, not a curated record. The transcript is spliced from 4 exons. Gene Ontology annotation, cellular component: endoplasmic reticulum membrane. NCBI's taxonomy places the organism in Eukaryota, Fungi, Ascomycota, Leotiomycetes, Helotiales, Lachnaceae. The annotation marks the transcript as partial.